UUUGCUCCGGGACAACAGGGGGCGCUGUCGUGCGGGCCGUUAUUUAUAUAGUAGCGACAAGAUGGCGGAGUCAGAAGGUCCAAAAGCUGGGUCUUGCACUUUUCUAUUCAAAAAAUCUACAAAGAAAUUCUCCGGGCGGAAGAGGAAAGCAAGCGAUAGCGAUAAAGAUGGCAGCAAUGACGAAGACCAGAGCACUGUGGUCAGAAGAGAAAAGAAGGACACUGGAGUCAACCCUAUGAUUCAAAGAACAAAGAAAGUGGAAAGAGAUGCUGUAUCGUCCAGUGAAAGUGAAGAUGACAAAGAAGACAAGAAGAUCACAGUUGCCUAUAAGUCCACACGGUCGGCAAAACCAGAAGGACCAGAAGACAUGGGCGCCACUGCUACAUAUCAGCUGGACACAGAGAGGGACAAGGACGCUCAGGCCAUCUUUGAGAGAAGUCAGAAAAUCCAAGAGGAGCUAACAGGUAAAGAAGAUGACAGAAUCUACCGUGGCAUCAACAAUUACCAAAAAUUCAUCAAGCCCAAAGAUACCACCAUGGGCAAUGCCUCCUCUGGCAUGGUCAGAAAAGGACCAAUCCGAGCCCCUGAACACCUCAGAGCCACAGUUAGGUGGGACUACCAGCCCGACAUUUGCAAAGACUACAAAGAGACCGGUUUCUGUGGUUUUGGAGACAGCUGUAAGUUCCUUGACUGCAUGUCAGUGUUUUGUGCCCGCAUUAGCAUCCUGAACAAUGUUUGUACUUUAAUUUAAGAUGAUGAGAACUACGAGGUGAACAGUGAUGAAGAGGACUUGCCCUUUAAGUGCUUCAUCUGCAGGGAAUCCUUUAAGAAUCCCAUUAUCACAAAGUGCAGGCACUAUUUUUGUGAGGCCUGUGCUCUUCAGCAUUACCGCAAGUCCAAGCGCUGCUAUGUGUGCAACACUCAAACUAACGGUGUCUUUAACCCUGCUAAAGAGUUGAUGGCCAAGAUGGAAAAACAUCACGCUGCAACAGACCAGCCACCAUCAGAAGAGGAAGAUUAGCAACAUGCGAACCUUUUCAACCUUUACGUUAUUUUUGUGUCAAUUUUGAAUAAAAUAACCUUUUUAGAUCUG
Monopterus albus (swamp eel) is the source of this 1093-nucleotide messenger RNA. It is a transcript of the gene rnf113a, whose product is annotated as ring finger protein 113A. Gene Ontology annotation, molecular function: metal ion binding. The record is from RefSeq and is a predicted model, not a curated record. Gene Ontology annotation, cellular component: U2-type spliceosomal complex. Gene Ontology annotation, biological process: snoRNA splicing. Lineage: Eukaryota; Metazoa; Chordata; Actinopteri; Synbranchiformes; Synbranchidae.